This is a messenger RNA of Linum tenue, 372 nucleotides long. The record is from the annotation of a GenBank genome assembly. NCBI's taxonomy places the organism in Eukaryota, Viridiplantae, Streptophyta, Magnoliopsida, Malpighiales, Linaceae.
CUCGAAAGGACCUCCCGCGACGACCACAGCCGGCGGAAGCAGGAACCGCCGCUCACGAUUUUCUACAACGGAAGGUACCGCGUCUACAACGACGUGACGGAGAUGCAGGCCAGAGCCAUUAUAAUGAUGCUGGCCAGUAGCAGUAGUCAAGAGAUGGCAUCAACGGCGGACGACAAAUCGGUGACGAGCCCCGGGGACGAGCAGUCGCAGCGGCGGGCGGUGGGGUUGUCGAUGAAGAGAUCGUUGCAGAGGUUCCUUCAGAAACGGAAGGGGCGAGCCCAGGCCGCCGCGGUGGCGCCUUACGCACGCGCCGUCCAUAAGAAGGAGCUUCAGUUUCAAAUCAACUACGGCUUCCAGAUCCUUGCUCCCUGA